CGUCUGUGCGCUCGCGUAUGGAAAGCGACGAGAUUCGCCUGCGAGAAACCCGGAGCGCGCAGGACUCGGGAUUCACGUUUCUACACAACUGAUGAGUAACAAUUCCUGUUUCCAGAUUUACGAUGGAUGAUCAUGUGCAGUGCACAAUCUGCUUGGAUCUAUUUAAAUUCCCUGUGACAAUCCCAUGCGGUCACACCUUCUGCAAGGUCUGCAUCUCCAAAUUCUGGGAUGGCAAGGACAAAGACUUCCACUGUCCUUUUUGUCAAAAAGCCUUUGACACAAGGCCUGAGCUGAAUCGCAACGUGUCUCUGUCGAUGUUAACAGAGAUCAGCACACACAGUCCAGUUAAGACAGAUGUGAGUGCAGGAGCCUCCAUUCACACGGAUCCGGAGCCAGAGCAGAUCUGUGAGCGGCACCAGAAACCUCUGGUCAUCUACUGCAGGAACGACAGCAUGUGUGUUUGCUAUGAGUGCUCUGUCAACGAGUGCAAGGGACAUGAUACAAUUUUGGUGGUAGAAGAACGGAAGAAUAGAGAGGCAGAAUUGAAGAAAAAAAGUGCAGAAUGCAAGAAACGCCAAGAAACCACUGAAAGAAACCGUCUGGAGCUCAUGGAGAACAUGGAGAAAGCAAAGGUAUCACUACAGCAGACGUCUCAGUGGGUGAACACUAAGUUCUCACAGCUGAUAAAGGUGCUGACAGAGAAACAGGAAGUGACAGAGGUUUUUCUGGAACAGCAGCAGGAAAUGACACUGUUGCAGGCUCAGGAGAGGCUGGCUGUUCUGGAGGAGAGAGCGAUGCAGCUAGCAGCUCUUCAGGAGGAGAUCAGCAGCCUGUGUUCACUCCCUCCCUGCCAGCUCAUCAAGGACUCCAGGUUCAUAGAGGUCCCACACUUCAGUGACGUUCCUGUAGAUGUGCAUGUGAGCGUACAGGAGAAGCUGACACCCAUCACAGACGUCCUGUCCCGCGUGUCUAAGCUGGUGUGUGAGGAUCUGGAUAGAGCCGUUCAGGUGUCCGCAGGACAGGAUAAAGAGGGCUCUCCUCAAGAUAAGAGGCCAAUUCUGGCUGUUGUUCCCAGUCCUGCAACACCAUCAUAUCCAGCUGAGAAGGAGGGACUGAACUCAUACCGCUGCAACCUGACCUUCGACCCUCGCACCGCCAAUGCUCACUUACGGCUCUCCCAGAGCAACAGGAGGGCGGAGCAUCUGAUCUCCGGGCCCCGCCCCGUCCCGGCUGACGAGUCCCGCUUCGACCACACCUGGCAGGUGUUGUGUUUCCAGAGCUUCACUCACGGCCAGCACUACUGGGAGCUGGAGGUGUCCAAACCGUGGGCCUACGUGGGCGUGACGUACCCAAACAUCCCACGCAAGGAGAAGGGCAAGCGCUGCAUGGUGGGGAUGAACGAGCUUUCGUGGAGCCUGCAGCUGGACGAGCGGCAGCUGAGCGCGUGGCACGCCGGCUGCAAGGAGUCCGUUGCCGGUCAGCUGCAGAUGAAUGCACAGCCGCUGCGCAUCGGGAUGCUGCUGGACUACGAGGCCGGGACGCUGACGUACUACGGCGAAGGACAGGUGCGGCUGCACGCCUUCCACUGCGCCUUUACACAAGCACUGCUCCCGGCCUGCUGGAUCGGGGAGGGCGUCACCAUUACGCUCUGUGAACCACGAGCAUGAGCAUAUUUGAUCCUGGGGAAAUAGAUGCAUCCCUACCGUAGCUGAACCUGAGACGCGUGGCCUUCCUUCGCCAUCAUUUACUCCUGGUGUUUCUGAGCGGUGAGAUUUGACGAGCUCAGGAUUCAGUCUGGGAUGGUUCGGGUUGAUCUGUGGAGAAUUGCGUAAGGGCCGAAAUAUACUUCAUGCAAGUACAUGAAUGCAGAUGCUCGUAUAUGUGACCCUGGACCACAAAACCAGUCAUAAGGGUCAAUUUUGUGAAAGUGAGAUUUAUACAAUAUCUAAAAGCUGAAUAAAUAAGCUUUCCAUUGAUGUAUGGUUUGUUAGGAUAGGACAGUAUUUGGUCGAGUUGCAACUAUUUGAAAAUCUGGAAUCUGAGGGGGCAAAAAAAUCUAAAUAUUGAGAAAAUUGCCUUUAAAGUUGUCCAAAUGAAGUUCUUAGCAAUGCAUAUUACUAAUAAAAAAUUUAGUUUGAUAUAUUUACGGUAGGAAAUGUACAAUAUAUCUUCAUGGAACAUGAUCUUUACUUAAUAUCCUAAUGAUUUUUGGCAUAAAAGGAAAAUGGAUAAUUUUGACUCAUACAAUGUAUUGUUGGCUAUUGCUACAAAUAUACCCUGUGCUACUUAUGACUUAUGUUUUGUGGUCCAGGGUCACAUAUAUAUACAUGAGUGUUUUAAAGGUGCCAUAGAAUGCAUUGAUACAGUAUUUUAAAUUGUUCUCUGAUAUCCACAUAGAAGGUAUGUGGCUUAGGUAAGGGCAAAAAAUCUCCAGAAAUGGUUUUACAUGUGCAUUUACAACCCUGGGAUUUCUCCUUAGAAUGAAACGGUCUGUUAUUGGCUAAGCAGGAAGGAAACACAGGGAAAAUAUAUAUUUCAGUACUUUCUCGUGCAGUUAUAUCUUUGGGUAAUUAUACUGUAAAUAAUAUGCAGGCAUCAGGGAGCCACUAUUAAUAUACAGGGCAUUGAAACUGCUUUGGAAUGCAUGAUGGCUUUUUAGUUUCACUUUCACUUUGGAGAUUUGCUAUCGCAGGAACUCUGUUUAUACUAUAGAGCUGCAGUACUUGCCACACAUUUUACAAGAUCAGAUGCUUGUCAGUGGUGCUCAGGAUCUGUAAAUCAAUGUUUAUGUGGUAAGUGAAAUCUUAUGUACUGUAAUGUAACAGGCUACCGCUAGCAAGGAGCUAACCAUGUCCCUUUAGUAGCUCGCGUUAUUUUAUUAGAACGCGUUAUUUGCUUUCCGUGCCUUUCUGAAUACAGACACCAACCCAUCCCUGCACUUCACAUCGCCUGCACAGCCUGGAACAUAACAUUUAUUUCCAUGAUCUGCCAUUUUCGCUGUUGUCCUCGCUUGUUUCUUCACAAUACCUGCAGAACUGCUGAUGGUUCGGCUGGCGUCUGGCCUAGAACAUGGGCGUGUAUAUGCAAAUGUUGGGGGCAUAACUAUUAAUUAUCCCAACUGUUACAUCACAGUCGGUGUUAUGUUCUGAUUCGCCUAUUUUUCAGUGGUCUUUUUUUAUUCAGGAGAUUUACAUAAGAAGGAGGAAACAAUAGUGUUUGAGGCUCACUGUAUGUCAUUUUCAUGUACAGAACUGUUAUUAUUCAACUAUGCCAAGGUAAAUACAGUUUUCCAUUCUAUGGCACCUUUAAAAUAAUGUUUUAAAAGAAGUCUCUUAUGAUCAAAAGUAAGAAAUAUUGUGACAAUUUAAAAUAAAAUAUUUCUAAAUGUAUUUCAUAUAUUCUAGGGUGACCUCCCGCAAACAUUUCCGCGCCUCAGGGAGCUGUUAUCAAUAUGCAGAGUAUUUAAUCACUUUGGAUGCAGCUCGUGUUGGAUGCAGGGUUGCCAAAUCCACAUUUUUGCACAGAAUUGGGCUGAUUUUAAACUGUUGCGGCAGGUUGAUUUUCUCCCGUGGGUUAAAGGUUUGAAAUAUUGCAUAAAUUACAUUUGACUGAAAUGCUUGUAUUGAAAUAUUUUGCAUUCUACCUAUGAUAAAACGGGUAGAUGUUAAGUUUUAUGAAGGACGACCACUGGUAGGAAGCCUUUUAGCUGUGUUUAUAAUCAAUGUACAUAACGGUGAUUGUAAAAUAUGUAUUACAUAUUUUGAGUUUUGAUAUUUGGGAUAUGGUCAUUGCGCUACUUUGGGGGCUACUUUAACCCCCCUCAAACCCAACAACCCCCAACCCUAAUAUAUUCAUAUAAAUCUGCAUAUUAGAGUGAUUUCUGAAGGAUCAUGUAACACUGAAGACUGGAGUAAUGAUGCUUAAAAUUCAGCUUUUAUCACAGGAAGAAAUUACAUUUUAAAACAUUCCUAUAGAAAACUGUUAUUUUAAAUUGUAAUAAUAUUACUGUUUUUAUUGCAUUUUUGAUCAAAUAAUUGCAGCCUUGGUCAGCAUAAGAGACUUCUUCAAUAAUAAUUAUUCCAAAACACACAUAUAUAGAACAUCUGUGUUUGUGUACUUCAUAAAGUGUGUUUCUACCCUAAAUCUUUGCCAUUCUUACUUGUGGCCAAAUUAUGGCAGGUUACAUGAACUUUUAUGAUGUUUUGAAGAGUUUGCAUUUAGGGCCAGUUGUGCACUUUGUUUUUAUGUUGUGUUCGAGAGAUCAGUUAUUUUUUGCUGUAUCCACUCCUAGUAUAUGACUCCCAUUUGUAGUUUUUAAAUAUUCAGAAUCAGAUCUGUUCGCCUGCAGUUUCGAAGAACAAACAUGUAUUUUGUGUUCAUUUCGGUCUUCUGUUUUUCUGUGCUGUAGGAUUAUCGUAACAGUGAAUUGUAUUUGUACGUAUUUCUACUGUAUCAGUUUUAGUAGUAUUUUGAUUAUUUUUACAGAAUUUAACUACAUCACGGAGGAUUAUGUCCAUCGAAUUUAUCUUUUAACACUUCAGAUAUUGACAUCUGUGAAUAUGAGAUUCAAUUUCAUGCUGUAAUACUCUAAUCUAGUCACUGGCUUUGUUCAGAAUAGCAUACUUCACGUUAUGUACAAUAGGCCUGCAAAUUUGGUCCAAUCAGACCAGUCAAAAAGGAGAUACUAAAAGCAAUCAAAGCUUAUAUUGCUCCCAGUUCAUUUAUCAUUUUUUAAGUGGAAUGUUGAGCAUGUUGCAUUGUGGGAUGUAGUGUUUUUUUUUCUUCAGUGUGCUCUAUUGCAUAGUGCACUUUAUGGCAGCCCGUUUCCACCACAGAAUAUAAAAAAAAUAAAGGUAGUUGUGAAAUUUUUAUCUCACAAUUCUUCCUUUUUUUACUCACAAUUCUGUUUAUUUCUCAUAAUUCAGAAGAAAAGUCAGAAUUGUGAGAUAAAAACUCUCAACUGCAAGAAAUAAAGUCUGGAUUGUGAGAGAAAAUUGCAACAAUAACCUUGUUUUAUUCCUUGAUUUUUUUUCAGAAUUGUGAGAAACAGUAUGAAAUGAAGUAAACAGUCAGAAUUGUGAGAUAAAUAGUCUUUUUAUUUUUUAUUCCGUGGUACAGGCUUUCAUAGCACUUUAUUGCACACUGCAAUGCAUACUGCAGAUAUAUUAUUAGUAUGCUAUUCUGAACAUCGCCUUUCUAUAAAGAGCCAUUGAAAGUUAGAACACUGUGUGCGUUAUAUCUGAAUAUGGGAUCAUAUUACAUGAAAUCCUUCCUUUUAUAGCGUACUUGAGGUCUGAGCUCACUUCUUUGAGCUGACUUUAUGCACUAACUAGUAAAAGGUAGAAUUGUCCUUAAUAUUGGGAAAUUGUUUGAAUAUAUUAGAAAAACCAUUUAUUUUGCACAAGCCAUCAGGGCUGGAAGAGUAAAGGGGAACCUGGAAAAGCACAUCCUUUGGGAAUAUUGACGUUAUUUUGAAUCUCCUGAGAGACUUUUUCCAAUGAAUGUGAACUCAUCUUGAUAUUUGUCUGCUUUUGAAACCCUGGUCAUCAUUGUAUGUGAAUAAUGAACACAAGACGUCCAUAAAUGAAAUGCAUCGUUCCACUUGUACAGGUUUACUUUAAUAAAAUACACUUUAAAUAACACAAUACA
Onychostoma macrolepis is the source of this 5649-nucleotide messenger RNA. RefSeq names its product tripartite motif containing 65 (gene trim65). The record is from RefSeq and is a predicted model, not a curated record. The transcript is spliced from 7 exons. Gene Ontology annotation, molecular function: zinc ion binding; protein binding. Lineage: Eukaryota; Metazoa; Chordata; Actinopteri; Cypriniformes; Cyprinidae. The coding region runs from base 123 to 1667 and encodes 514 amino acids.